Molecule: messenger RNA, 253 nt
Organism: Jaculus jaculus (lesser Egyptian jerboa)
Lineage: Eukaryota; Metazoa; Chordata; Mammalia; Rodentia; Dipodidae
Product: ATP synthase subunit ATP5MJ, mitochondrial-like
Exons: 1
Coding region: 6-188 (60 amino acids)
Cellular component (GO): mitochondrion
Source: RefSeq, a predicted model, not a curated record
CCAAGAUGUUUCAAAGCCUUAUUAAGAAUGUGUGGGUCCCUCUGAAGCCCUACUAUACCCAGGCUUAUCAAGAAAUUCGGGUAGGAGUAGGGUUGGUGUCCGUGAUCAUUUAUAAAAUCAGGAGUGCUGUUAAAAGAAGUAAAGCUUUGAAAGGCUCCAGUCCUGCAGCUGCCCAUGGUCAUCACUAGCCAGCUCCCCGAGUCCACUGGAGACGAAGUGUCCAUCAGCCUAUAGAUUUAAGCACGCUGUGUUA